Messenger RNA from Gastrolobium bilobum, 1898 nucleotides. RefSeq lists its product as uncharacterized. The record is from RefSeq and is a predicted model, not a curated record. NCBI's taxonomy places the organism in Eukaryota, Viridiplantae, Streptophyta, Magnoliopsida, Fabales, Fabaceae. The transcript is spliced from 7 exons. The coding region runs from base 32 to 1702 and encodes 556 amino acids.
AAAUGAGGUCCUCUCCCACCACUCAGUCCCUAUGCUACCAACUGAGCCACCACACUUGGGACAGGAGAGUCAUGAAGUUCAUGUUUGUAAAUGUCGCAAACGUGGAUGGCCUUUCUCAAAUCCACACCCGAGUGCCAAACAUAGGCGCCCUCACAAGAAGAUAUGUGGAACCAUUGAAGUUGUAGAACCAAAGUCAAUGGUGGGUGAACUAGAAUCGGCUGAAGAAGAUAAUGGGAGGAAGGACCGUUUUCCUAACGUGGAAGAGCGCAUUGGAUCUAUUCACAAGGAAACCAAGACCAGUGUUGGAAGCAGUCAAGAGGAGAAUACAACAAAGUCUACACAAGAUGUCAAAAGCAAAGAAAAUAAAGGAACGUCAACUAAACAUGACGCCAUAUUAUAUGAACUUGUUGAGUCACAGCCAGACAAAAAAAAGUCCAAAGACAAGUCAAUUGGAGGAGACUUGGAGGAGGUUUUGAGGGAAAUACCUCGAGAGAAGAAGAUUUUCUUAGGAGGAGAUCUAAAUGGUCAUGUUGGUAAAAGCAAUGGAGGUUUUGAUAGAAUUCAUGGAGUCACAAAACCAAAAUCAGUUAUUGUUAAACUAGAAUCGGCUGCUGAAGAAGAUAAUAGGAUGAAGGAUCAUUUUUCUGAUGUGGAAGAGGGUAUCAGAUAUUCGCACAACCAAACCAAGACUUCUACUGGAAGAGGUCGCAAGGUGAAUACCACGAAGUCUACAAAAGCUGUCAAAAUAAAAGAAGGAAUGCAUCUACCUGUGGUGACAAUUGACAAAGAAAGUGAAAAUGCUUCUACUGACAAAUCAAGUGAAAAUAACUCUGAUUGGCCAAAUAAUAUUGAAGAGGCCAAGCAAUCAGAAGAAAAUCAAAAUCUACAAGGAGUUGACUCCCAUGAUCUGAUAAUUGUUGAGGAAAAAGAGAAUGUACCAAUGGAUGUUGACAAACAUGAAGGUCAAGAAGGAUUAGAUAAGGCCCUCUUUGCUGAGCUAGACAGCAUCCUGUUGGAAAUUAGUGGAAAGUCCUCGGCAGUAGCAACCCCUUCUACAAGCGAUGUUGCUUUGCAUAAUAUUGAUUGCCUAUUGAAAAAUUCGCUUGAGUCCAUUCAAGAUGACGUGGAAUUACAGCGACAAUUACGUAUGUCUUUGGAAUGCAUAGAGCAGGCAUCAGGCGAAAAAGUUUCUCCAAAUGUUACUAAGCUUGUUGAAAGCAUGCCAUCCUCUAUUAAGGAUCUGUUCAAGGACUUUACCUUGACUCAAAAAGUAGUCGUGGAUCACACUAUUCGUUUGCAACAGAAAGAUGAACUUGAGCAGCAUUUGAGAGAUGUCAAGAAACGGCACGAAUUAGUGUACAAAGAAAUGAGUCAAUGUGAGUUUGAAACAGAAAGACUCGACAGACAGGCUAAAAUGCUGAAUGAAAAUAUUAGAAUUCUUGUUGAACAAGAGAAGACUGUCGAGUUGAAAAAAGCCAAGUGGAUGGAGACCCUGGAAAGAUGUGACUUUGAAAGGAAGAAACUGCUCAAUGAGGCCAAGAAUCGGAUAUCAGAAAGGAAAGAACUAAUGUCUGCGAUUGAGAAAUCUAAAUCCUCAUACGAUGCUGCCCUGUCUGAGAGGGAGAAGUUGAAUGACAAAUGGGAAGGUUUCAAAACAGCUUUUGCGGAGAACUAUAAACCACCCGUAUCUCGCAACACUUGAUGGCAUGAAGCCGGACUUUUGAUUUUAACCUUUUUAUUUUUACUACUUUUUUUGGAACACUUGUAUCAUACAAGGCUUCUGAAGUUAAUCUUCACUACGGGUAAUGAGUUUCCCUUGCCAUUAGUAUUUUGGAACACUUAACGUAUCAAGAUAACUCAAUAUCUGGUGGUGUUUGGUUGGAGCUUUUUGUGAGGAU